AUGAGUGAAGUUGAAGCCCAAAUUGCUCAAUGGAGAGCUAUUGUUAAAACUGGUCAAUUAAAAGAAAAUUUACCUGAAUUAAAUUUGCAAUUACGUGAUAACACCUUUAUUAAUGGUAAGAAUGUUAGCUCAAUAGAUAAAGAAUUAUUCGUUGUUGUUUUGCCAUUAAUGAAAGAAUUAGUUAGCAGUACUAAGGAUGUUUCUGACGUAUAUGGCAAAUAUAGACAUGUUUUAAGAUGGGUUGAUUAUAUGCAAGAAAAUGAAAAAGUAGCUGAAGCUGAAAGAAUUGUUAUUAAUCAUGAUUUAGUGUUACCAAGAGAAAUUAUUGAAAAGAAGAAACCAGCUGCCAAGGCAGCUGCUGAUGCAAAGGCAGCUCCAUCUGAAGCAGAUUCAAAGACAAAGGGUAAAGCUAAACCAUCUGGACCUCGUGGAAAACCAGAUGAAGAAACUUUAAAGAAAUUAAGAGAAGAAGCCAAGGUUAAGAAGGCUGCUAAGAAAGCUGCUCAAGCCGCCAAGACCGCUGAAGCUGCUCCAGAAGCUAAACUUUCACCUUCUAUAAUUGACUUCCGUGUUGGUUUUAUUCAAAAAGCUAUUAAGCAUCCAGAUGCUGAUUCAUUAUAUGUCUCUACUAUUGAUGUUGGUGAUGAAGAAGGCCCACGAACCGUUUGUUCUGGUUUAGUGAAACAUUUCCCAUUAGAAGCUAUGCAAGAAAGAUACGUUGUUGUUGUUUGUAAUUUGAAACCUGUUAACAUGAGAGGUAUUAAAUCUACUGCGAUGGUUCUUUGUGGUUCAACAGAUGAAAAAGUUGAAUUCGUUGAACCACCAAAGGGUUCCAAGGCUGGUGAAAAGGUAUUUUUCUCUGGCUUAGGUGAUGAAGAACCUAUGAAGCAAUUGAAUCCAAAGAAGAAAUUAUGGGAACAAUUACAACCCAACUUUUCUACCAACUCUGAUCUAGAAGUUUUUACCACUGAUGAAGGUGUUGUAAGAAAAUUAACCAACUCUAGAGGUGAAUCAUUCCGUGUCGCUUCUAUCGAAAAUGCACAAGUGCGUUAA
Messenger RNA from Henningerozyma blattae CBS 6284, 1053 nucleotides. It is a transcript of the gene ARC1, whose product is annotated as Arc1p. The coding region runs from base 1 to 1053 and encodes 350 amino acids. The transcript has a single exon. Lineage: Eukaryota; Fungi; Ascomycota; Saccharomycetes; Saccharomycetales; Saccharomycetaceae. Gene Ontology annotation, cellular component: methionyl glutamyl tRNA synthetase complex. The record is from RefSeq and is a predicted model, not a curated record. Gene Ontology annotation, molecular function: tRNA binding.